Molecule: messenger RNA, 443 nt
Organism: Perca flavescens (yellow perch)
Lineage: Eukaryota; Metazoa; Chordata; Actinopteri; Perciformes; Percidae
Product: protein preY, mitochondrial-like
Exons: 3
Coding region: 1-435 (144 amino acids)
Source: RefSeq, a predicted model, not a curated record
AUGGGAAAACUGACUUCACCUUCAGAGGCUCGGGGGCAGCUCAGUCGCUCCAGUCUUUACCACACCGCAGCAGACUCGCUGUUUCAUGACAUAUUUCGGAGUGUUUUUAGUAGAUUGGUAACGGAAAGAGUUCGUGUCCACUGCAAUGUGAAGAACGCACCUUUUAUAAACAGGGCAACACUCUCCUCUGUGUCGGUCAGCAGCUUUUUAGAUGUGAAGGACCAAGUGGAGCAGCCUUUUGACACUUCAAGGCUCGAGUUCCUAGUAUGUCCGCUGUCCGAGAAACCAUUAAAGUACAAGACUAAGACCAAUGAGCUGAUCGAGGAGCUUGGUAUUGCCUAUCCCAUAAUUGACGGCAUCCCCAACAUGAUUCCUCAGGAGGCCAAACUCAUACAGAAAGACACAGAUACCUCAACCACACCAACACAGGUGUAAAAACUCCA